Octopus bimaculoides (California two-spot octopus) is the source of this 330-nucleotide messenger RNA. RefSeq lists its product as uncharacterized. Lineage: Eukaryota; Metazoa; Mollusca; Cephalopoda; Octopoda; Octopodidae. The record is from RefSeq and is a predicted model, not a curated record.
AUGGGAGUGGUUGAAAAGAUCGACUACUCAUAUUGGGCGUCUCCAACAGUGUAUGUUAAAAAGAAAAAGAAAAUUCGAUUAUGUGCAGAUUUCUCGACGGGACUAAACGGAUGUUUAGGGAAGUAUAACUACCUAUUACCUAACCCAGAAGAAAUAUUCUCGAAACUAAAUGGUGAUAAAUUGUUCUCGAAAUUAGAUCUUUCUGAUGCUUAUUUACAAACACAAAUGGAAGACGACUGUACCAAACUUCUAACAAUUAAUACCCAUAAAAGUCUGUACAAAUUUAACCGGCUUCCGUUUGGCAUAAAAGUUGUUCCGGCUAUGCUCUAA